GCGAGGAAGUAGUAAAUGGAUUAGGCUUAAAAAUCGAUGAUAUCUGUGAUGCAGAAAUAUAUAAUCUCAUUAAUAAGAUCGAUGUAUUAGGAAUAAUUCGUGGAAUAGAGAUUUCGGUCAUGUCUCAAGACCCUAAAUGGAAACAAAUAAAAGAAAACGCGAUGAAAGUAUAUUUCUCCAAUAACACUCUUACAUUACUUGAUGGAACUAAUAUAUCAGUUAUUAAAACAAGAACUCCACCACCUACACAACUUAAUCAAUCCACAAAUGAUUAUUUCGAGGAAAUAAAGGUAUACGCUACAACAUUGAAUGUAGAUUUAGAUAAUCAAAAUCUUAAGGAGACUUUCUUUAAUGGCUUAUUACAAGAAAAUAAAAAAGAG
This is a messenger RNA of Acaulospora colombiana, 380 nucleotides long. Lineage: Eukaryota; Fungi; Glomeromycota; Glomeromycetes; Diversisporales; Acaulosporaceae. The record is from the annotation of a GenBank genome assembly.